Molecule: messenger RNA, 3165 nt
Organism: Guillardia theta CCMP2712
Lineage: Eukaryota; Cryptophyceae; Pyrenomonadales; Geminigeraceae
Exons: 9
Coding region: 1-3018 (1005 amino acids)
Molecular function (GO): metal ion binding; acid phosphatase activity
Source: RefSeq, a predicted model, not a curated record
AUGGUGGCGAGGGCAAGCGGCGUCAUGCUGGGCAUGCUGGCUCUGGCGCUGGCACUGGUGGUGUUGGUGGGAAGGUAUGAAGUGAUCCCCAUCAUGCUAGCAGGAAAGGGAAGCGCCCAUGCUGGCGGCAAGCAGCAGGUGUUGGCUAGUCCGAAUUGGUUGGAGGUCGCCACAAACAUCCAGAAGAGCGGAUACGUAGCUGGCGAUCAGGAGAGCAGCGUGGAAGAAGCGAGACUGUUGAGAGGCAAGCUUCAAGAUGCGCAAAAGGAGCUCGAGGAUGCGUGGAAACAGCUAGAAAUCGCGGAAGGAGGGAGCAUUGGCAAGGACGAUAUGAUUGUCGGGACGAAAGUGAGCCCAAUGGAGGAGGUGAAGGUCAAGCAGGACGGAGCUCGGAUCUGGUUCUCAAAGACCAACGUCAAGAAUGGUGAGACGGUGAGGAUUCAUUGGACCGGGAUACUCGGGGGUACUGCUGAUGACUUCAUUGCUCUGUACCUCUCGCCCGAGUCCGACAACCACGACUACCUCGAGAAACACCCGGUGACGGAGUGCAGCACAUGGUACGACGGUCGAGGAUGGAUCAACAUCAGGCUCUUCAACCAUCGCGUGCCUGGAGGCUACGAGGUGCGGUACUUCCGCAAGGGCAGCUUCCCCAACGACAGAGCGCUGUUUGUAAGUACGGACUCCAACCUGGGUUCGAUGGUGUUCUGCCCCAACCACCACUGCCACGAGAACGUCUUCUUCCUCGUCUCAGUCAGUGGGACCAGGCCGAGCUUUCCUGCGCAUGAGCCCACACAGGUGAGACUCUCCAUGACCUCGGAACCGACCGAGAUGCGGGUUAUGUGGGUAUCAGAAGCAUGCCCUGGGAAGCCGUUUGGAGGGGCUGUGGUGCUCUUCAGUGAGGAGUCUUGCGUGAGUGAGGCAGGAGAGGAGGUCCCUCACUGCAGGUAUGAGCAUCGAGUUAAGCCCUCCUUCACCACUUACACGGCCGAUGACCUCUGCGGAGCCCCUGCGAACACGGAACGAGCACAGAACUUCCUGGAUCCUGGUUACAUUUAUGACGCCGUCAUGACAUCGUUGGAGCCGGGUCGAAGAUACUUCUACAGGGUAGGAUGUCAAGAUGCUCCUGGAGGAUGGUCUGCCGCAAGUUUGGGACAUGCGAACGUGAAGGGAUGGCCGGCGGGGCUGAUGAUGAGCGAUGAGAUGUCUUUUGUCGCUCCUCCCUGGGUGGGCAAGGAGCAGGAAGUGAGCUUCAUCGCGUAUGGAGACUCGGGGGUCAGCGUCUUCCAGGGCAACGGCCACACGACCAACAACGCGCCUGAGAACGUCAACAGCGAGAUCCUGAAGCACGUCAGCUCCGGCUCGGCCGGGAUGGUACUACAUCUGGGAGACAUCAGUUACGCCAUGGGGAGGGCGUACGUGUGGGAGCAGUGGGGGAAGCUGGUCGAGCCGAUCGCCUCGCAAGUCCCGUUUAUGGUGACGGUGGGCAACCACGAGUAUGAUCACCUCCCUGGGACCUCCUUGUCCCUUAUUCCCCCGGCGUCCUCGGCCAGGAUGCACUACAGGACUUGGUCGACCCCCGACUACCCCUUCCCUACGUCCCUGGAGCGGGUGAAGGGGACAAUCAUCCGAGGAGGAGGAAACUACUUCAAGGGCACGUCGCUCGCCGCUGACUUCUGCUUCUCCUCCAAGCCGGACGGUCAGGAGAUCGUCAGUGGGAAGGUGCUCUACGAGCACAAGAUCGUAGUGCUCUACUCCAGCAGCUGCUCCAUCCUGUCUCAGGCGAGUGUCGCGGAGCUCUAUGGUGCUUCUGCUGUUAUCAUUAUCACCCCGGAGCAGGGUGCGUUGCAGCUGGCAAGGAACGAGUCCGAUCCUAGCUUCGUGGGGGAUGCGACGAUCCCCGUGGUGCUGAUGUCGCAGGAGGAUGGGAAGGACGUGAUCGAGUGGAUAGACGAUCACUCAGUGCGAGGACAGGAAAUGCAGGCGGAGAUCAGGUCCAGCUACAAGCUUCAAGCCAACGAUCCCUCUCUCCCCGACGCUGUCAAGGCGCGGGAGCCUGCAGGCUUCCACCCUAGCUGGGGAAACUAUGGAGACGACGGAGGAGGAGAGUGUGGAGUACCCUUUUCCAAGAGGUUUCACAUGCCUGACGGCAAGGGGAACGGCAACUUCUGGUAUUCCUUCGACUACGGCUCGGUCAGGGUCAUCGUGGUCUCGAGCGAGCACGACUACCGCAAGGGGAGUGUGCAGUACAGCUGGAUAAAGGAUACUCUCCUCAACACCGACCGGGCGAUGACGCCGUGGGUGGUGGUGGCCAUGCAUCGCUCCAUCUACGGCAGGAUAGACAACGACAUGGAACAGAACGUCAGCGAUCACAUGCAACAGCAUCUAGAGCCUCUCUUCAGAGAUCACAAGGUGGACCUCGUCUUGUCAGGGCACGAGCACAGGUACCUCAGGACGGCGCCAGUCUACAAGGACCUGAACAUGCAGUCCUCCGACGAGUUCGGCGUCACCUAUGCGGUCGUGGGGACAGGAGGGGCGCGACUUGUGUACAGAGCGAGAGACGAGGUCCAUCGGCACUUCUACUGUGUCGGGGGCUUGUUCUACAGGCGGCGCUGCGGGCCCUGUGCCUCCGAUGAUUUUGCUUGUUACGACAACGAGAAUUGCUGCCUCAUCCAAGGGACCGAGUACUCCAAGUGCGGGUACUGCGAGAGAAUCAACGCCACAGGUCCAGGCGACUGGCGGCCCAGCUCGCCUGCUGGGCCACGGGACCCGAAGAAGUACGGCUGGCAGAGGAAGAUGCUGUCGGACUUCGGUUUUGUCCGAGUGACAGCGAGCAAGUCAGCGCUGAAGCUCGAGUUUGUGGAGAGCCUCAAGGUGAACCACGAGCCGACCGUCGACGAGCUCGGGCGAUCGCUGCAUCUCGAGCCAGGCGUCCAAGUCGGCUGCAAGGAAGACUGCUCCAUGGACGCGGUGCCAUCGGGGAAGGUUGUGGACAGCGUGACGAUACUGCAGAAGGACUGAAGGGACCGUCUCCUACCUUCGACUUCAUUUAUUCAUUCCUUCUCUCCUCUCCUCUCCUCUCCUUCUCCUUCUCCUCUCCUCCUCUCCCUUUCCUUCUUCCUGUUUUUCCAUCUUGUGUUAUCAAUAAUUUGCUUUCGAGCGCUCCCG